This is a messenger RNA of Centropristis striata (black sea bass), 1079 nucleotides long. RefSeq names its product deoxyribonuclease-1-like. Gene Ontology annotation, biological process: DNA catabolic process. Gene Ontology annotation, molecular function: DNA nuclease activity. The transcript is spliced from 10 exons. The coding region runs from base 78 to 1079 and encodes 333 amino acids. NCBI's taxonomy places the organism in Eukaryota, Metazoa, Chordata, Actinopteri, Perciformes, Serranidae. Gene Ontology annotation, cellular component: nucleus. The record is from RefSeq and is a predicted model, not a curated record.
UUCUUCAGCUCUGGGAAAUCAAGUCAACAACAAUACUUCUACUUUUCCACAUUUAGAGCUUUGUUUUUAUAGUCAGAAUGAUUAUCGCAGCGUUCAAUGUCAAGAGACUGGGAUUGACUAAAGUUAACAGACCGCAUGUCCUGAGAUAUCUUAUUAAGAUAAUGUCUCGGUACAGUGUGGUGGUGAUACUGGAGGUGGUGGAUAAGAACAGAAGGGCCAUCAAAAAGUUAGAGAAAGAGCUCAACAAGGACAGCUCCAACAGAAACCGUCCUUACUCCAUGAUCUCCAGCAGUGAGCUGGGACGAAGCUCCUACAAGGAGCGCUUUGUUUGUUUCUACAGAGAGGGAGAUGUGACGCUGAAAAAAUCUCAUCAGUAUGAAGAUAAUCAGGUUGGAGACGAGGACGCCUUUGCCAGAGAGCCGUUACUCCUCCACUUCAGCUGUCCUUCCACGCUGGUGAAAGACCUGGUUCUGAUCCCGGUCCACACCAAACCAAGGGACACCAAGAAGGAGCUGGACGAGCUGCACGACGUGGUCGUCGCUGUGCAGAAGAAUUGGAAAACUACUAAAAUCAUGAUUUUGGGGGACUUUAAUGCAGAUGGAUGUUAUCUCUCCCAGAAGAAGAAGAAGAAGCUCCGUAUCUCCUCCGCUCCGUAUCAUUGGCUGAUAGAUGAUGAUGUCGACACGACGACCAGUAACUGUAACGACCACACCUACGACAGGAUCGUGGUGUACGGGAAGCUAGUGCUGGAUGCCGUCGUCCCCGGCUCGGCCAAAGCCUUCAACUUCCAGAGAGAGUUCAACCUGACAGAUGAAGAAACUCAGAGUAUCAGCGACCACUACCCUGUGGAGGUGGAGCUGAAGACCAAUCAGAAAUCACAGAGACGGAAGCAGGCGGCUCUGCACCGAACCACAAAGACAACAUCCACCAAUAGACGAACUCCAAAGAAUGGACCACAGAAGAAGAAUAGGAAGAAGGCAGAGCUGGCUCCACCGCAGAAGAAGAAGAAUAUAGGAGGAAAAAGGAAGAGAGAGUCGUCAUCAGAGACGCCAGCCAAGAGACCACGUUAUAACAAAUAA